UUGGUCGGUGACGCGAACGGUUUUGAUACGUCAAAAAUAGAAGAAGAGAAAAAUCUGGAGAAGAAAGAGUGCGAAAAAGGAAGAGGUUUGCCGUGAAAUUCACAAGUUGUGUGUGAUCAAUUUUGUGUUCGCAUCACACUUUUUCACGAUUUCGUGCAACGCGUUGAACGGUUUACAGCCCAACUGAACAACCUGUUCGUUGGUGAACUUUCCCCAGGGCCUGCAUUGUGCGUUACGGCUUGUGUUUGCGUACGUCGCCGAACACCGAGCGUGGGGUGGUAGAUAUUUUUGGAUUCCCAUCCGUUCGAGCGUUACCAGGGCUAAAAGCAGGCUAGUGUGACAUUGCCAAAAUGUUCAUCUGGGACUGGUUCACCGGCGUUCUAGGUUACCUAGGUUUAUGGAAAAAGUCUGGUAAAUUGCUCUUCCUCGGCCUAGACAAUGCUGGCAAAACAACACUGCUACACAUGCUGAAGGACGACAGACUAGCACAGCAUGUCCCAACGCUUCAUCCAACUUCGGAAGAAUUGUCCAUAGGAAAUAUGCGUUUCACAACCUUCGAUCUGGGUGGACACACGCAAGCAAGACGCGUUUGGAAGGAUUACUUCCCAGCAGUAGACGCGAUCGUGUUCCUUAUCGAUGCCUGGGACCGGAGCCGUUUCACAGAGAGCAAAAACGAGCUGGACUCACUGCUCACCGACGAAGCACUAUCGAACUGUCCGGUACUGAUUCUUGGCAACAAGAUCGACAAACCUGGCGCGGCGAGUGAGGACGAGCUGCGCAACUACUUCGCACUGUAUCAGUUGACCACCGGCAAGGGCAAAGUGCCUCGCUCCGAGCUGCCCGGUCGCCCGCUCGAGCUGUUCAUGUGUUCCGUACUGAAGCGGCAGGGUUACGGCGAAGGGUUCCGUUGGUUAGCCCAGUACAUCGAUUAAUAGUGGUGCUUUGAAAAGCGGCAAUUCUUUUUUUUCCUUCUUUCGGGUAUCAAUGGGUUCGUGGGAGGGACGGGGCAUCGUCAGUGAAAAGAAGAACGCAAGGAAAACACAAUACACAAAACAAAAGCCGAAAGUCUUAUUACUUUACAUACGCA
Molecule: messenger RNA, 1087 nt
Organism: Anopheles funestus (African malaria mosquito)
Lineage: Eukaryota; Metazoa; Arthropoda; Insecta; Diptera; Culicidae
Gene: Sar1
Product: GTP-binding protein SAR1b
Exons: 5
Coding region: 351-932 (193 amino acids)
Biological process (GO): intracellular protein transport; membrane organization; endoplasmic reticulum to Golgi vesicle-mediated transport
Cellular component (GO): COPII vesicle coat; endoplasmic reticulum exit site
Molecular function (GO): GTPase activity; GTP binding
Source: RefSeq, a predicted model, not a curated record